Molecule: messenger RNA, 5363 nt
Organism: Drosophila elegans
Lineage: Eukaryota; Metazoa; Arthropoda; Insecta; Diptera; Drosophilidae
Product: sodium/potassium/calcium exchanger Nckx30C
Exons: 9
Coding region: 1046-3727 (893 amino acids)
Biological process (GO): calcium ion transmembrane transport; intracellular calcium ion homeostasis
Cellular component (GO): membrane
Molecular function (GO): calcium, potassium:sodium antiporter activity; calcium channel activity
Source: RefSeq, a predicted model, not a curated record
GCCUCCGGACUCGUGGCCGCCUGGCAGGGACCCCAAAACGUUUUCGGGCGCUGUGCUGACAACAUCCUCGCAGGACCAACGAGCGGAUGACAGCCAUCCUUUGAGCCUUAACAGAAGACUUUGAAAAUGUAAACAAAAGCGACGCAGGCGCAGCAGUAUUCUCUCCCGCACUCCUUGAGCAUUUUGGAUAGGAAAGCCGAGCUUCCAGGCUAGCAUCCUCCACGGCUGUCGGUCCUCGGCCGUCGGCAGUCGGCAGUCGGUUUUCCAGCCCACAUCCUGGCCAGGCUCAAAAACAGGCUCGGCCAGGCAGCGCUCACAACGCCAGCAGAGUGCGCAGCGUGAUGUAGUCCAGCUUCAGCUUCAGCUGCAGACCGAGAUUGAGACCGAGACCGAAGCGGAAACAGAGCUCCAGCUUUCGCAGCGGCCACUCAGGGAAACUUUUCCACACUCGAGCACGCACACAGGGACAGGUCGAGUCGGAAAAGCGGAAAAGCCUCAGACAAAUGGCCAGGAAUAGCAGCAGCGGCAGUAGCAGCGAGCGCAGCAGCAGCAGCAGUGGCACAGAACCGAGAAAACCGUGAAAAAAAAGUAUAAAAAAGAAAAACAUAAAAGAGGAGGCGUGAAAAUACCACACAAGAGGCGGGCGUGUGUGAAAAUCUAGGGGAAAAUCACGUCCUGUGGAAAUGGAAAUGCUGAGACUUCGCUUAGCCACGCCAGCAAUAGCAGCGGAAGUAGCAGCAACACCAGCGGAAACGGCAACCUGAAUCCGCGCCCGCGCCCACUUUCUACGCUCUCUCCGUUCCGUGUUAAUUGUUAUUUAUGUAUAGUGUAUAUAUAAAGUUGUGUGAUACAAAUGGAUCGCAGAGAUCCAGCCAGCAAGCAAGUAACUCUUACCUAAACUCAGUCUAAUCAAAAGCGUACAACGACAACAAACGGUUUUGCAAGUGAAACGAUAACACCAAGCCAACCAACCAACCAACCAACCAACCAAACAAACAAACAACCAACAAACCAAACAACCAACAACAUUAUUCCAACGGGUCCAAUGUUGCAGCCAACAACAUGCAGCAAACAACAACAGCAGAGGCAGCAACCAGCAAUCGCAACAACAGCAGUGGGAGGAGCAGCGGUCCAGGAGCUGCUUCGGGAAGCCGCAGCUAAAGAUCAUGGAGCCUUAGCAGCAGCAACUGCAACAGCAACUACUGCAGCAACUGCAACAGCAGCAACAGCGAGCCGCAACACUUGGUGCCACAGCGACAACAUGUUGCCCGUUGGCCGCACCAGCAGCACAACGAUAGACUUCAACAGUCGCCGGCGAAGGGGGCGCCUACGAGGCCACGCCUCCUUUGACCAGGCGGAGAACAAGCAGCAGCAGCAACAGCAGCAGCAACAACAACAGCAACACCAAGCUACAAUACUGGACGAGUGUGUAAAUAUUUUCAAGCGCUUAGUAUUAUUAACAUUAAAAACAAUAUCAGCAACAACAAUAACGAAAGCAAAGACAAGAAGCAGAACGGCGGCGAUAACAGCAACAACACCAGCAACGCCUGCAGCAACUGCAACAUCUCGUGGUGCCUCAGUGGAGCAGCUACUCCACCCAAGCAGCAGCUGUCGCAGCCGCUGCAGAAAUCGCUGCCUCCGCCUGCCGGUCUACAGCAUCCUGCUGCUGUGCUUAACCACCCAGGGAUUGGGACUGGGCGAUGCUGCCAAGCCCAAGUCGGCCAAGCAGCACUUCGGCGGCAGCAGCAACAGCAACAGCCCAAACCAAAACCAAAACCAGAACCACAACGAUGUCCUGGGCGGAGUGGGUGCCCCAUCGCAAACGUCCGGCGAGGACGAGGCCGAGAUCAUGUACCCCUUUCAGUCCGGGGAGCAGAUGUUCGGCCUGGAGGAGGACCAGGAGCAGGACCAAGAGCUCAACCCCAAUGCAGUUCCCGGCUCCGACGAGGAUAAUGCGGCCAAUCAACGUGGUAUCAAUGACACGCACAACGAUAACUCGACCACCACGAAAACGCCACUAUUCCCGAAAGAUCUAUUCACGAAAGAACAGCUUGAGAACGGCGCUGUCAUCCUGCACAUCAUUGGGGUGAUAUAUAUGUUUGUGGCGCUGGCCAUUGUCUGCGAUGAAUUCUUCGUGCCUUCCCUUGACGUAAUCAUUGAAAAGCUCGGCAUCACGGACGAUGUGGCCGGCGCGACGUUUAUGGCGGCGGGUGGCAGUGCCCCCGAGCUCUUCACCAGUGUAAUUGGCGUUUUCGUGUCGUUCGACGACGUGGGCAUUGGUACGAUCGUUGGCUCCGCCGUGUUCAACAUCCUGUUCGUGAUCGGCAUGUGCGCGCUCUUCUCGAAGACGGUCCUGUCGCUCACCUGGUGGCCUUUGUUCCGCGACUGCUCGUUCUACAGCAUCAGUCUGCUGGUGCUGAUCUACUUCUUCCGGGACAAUCGCAUCUUCUGGUGGGAGGCCCUCAUCCUGUUCACCAUCUACAUCGCCUACGUGGCCUUCAUGAAGUGGAACGUCCAGGUGGAGACGUGCGUCAAGAAGAUGAUUACCAAAAACAAGGUGACUCGCGUCAGAAGUACAGAUCAACUUAUGCCAGCAGGUAAUGCGGCCAACUCCUCGGAAACAUCGAUGGCCACCCAGCCGGGCGGCUCCGUAACUUCGCGGGCGGCCAGCGAAACCCGCUCCGGUCCGCACGGAUCGGGCCACGCGGGCGCCACAGGUAAUAGCAGCGGCGGGGGCGGCACCUCGGGUAGUACUCAGACCGGUGCCAAGUUCCGCCACGGCCUGUUACAGCUAAUGAUACACACGAUAGAUCCACUACACGAUGAUGAUGUUCCAGGCAAAGUGGACGAGAAGGCGACGCAGCUCCACGCCAUUGCCUCGCUGAAGGUUUUACUAGAUGCCACCAAACCACAGCGCGGUGGUGCCACCACCUCGGCGGCCAACCACGUCAAGAUCAACCUCAAGGAGACCACGCUCGCCGAUCGUCCCAAUGGGAACAUCGACACCACCCUCGACUCGCCAUCGUUGAGUGGUCGACGUCCUAGCUGGAUUGAGCAGAGGGUCAAAAUUCAGACACGCAAAUUUAGCAUCAAAGCGCCAGAAAUCGAGGAUGAGCCGGAACCGCUGAGCAUGGCCUGGCCGGAUACGGCUCGAAAGCGGCUCACCUACGUCCUGGUGGCCCCGCUCCUGGUGCCCAUGUGGCUCACACUGCCCGACACGCGGACGCCUCGCGGUAAGCGCUUCUUUCCGGUCACCUUCAUCGGCUCCAUCGUGUGGAUAGCGGCCUUCUCCUACCUGAUGGUCUGGUGGGCCAACGUGGCCGGCGACACAGCGCGCAUUCCGCCCGAGGUCAUGGGUCUGACCUUCCUGGCGGCAGGCACUUCCAUUCCGGACUUGAUUACCUCGGUGAUUGUGGCACGCAAGGGAUUCGGCGACAUGGCCGUGUCCAGUUCCGUGGGCAGCAACAUAUUCGACGUGACCGUGGGCCUGCCGAUUCCGUGGCUGCUGUACGGAAUCAUCUACGGGGCACCCGUGGAGGUGAACUCGGUGGGCAUGGUCUGCUCCAUAACCAUCCUGUUUAUGAUGCUGGUGUUCGUGGUGAUGUCGAUCGCCUGCUUCCGCUGGCGCAUGAACAAGGGGUUGGGCUUCACCAUGUUUCUGUUGUAUUUUGUCUUUGUCGCCGUGUCGCUGAUGUUCGAAUACGAUCUGAUCACUUGCCCCUUUUAAGGGCAAGGGCAAAGACAAAAGGUGGCAACAGUUACCGAGUUAGCCGAGCUAUCCGAGCUACCCGAGCUAACCGAGGAGCUAUCAAGGAUAUCCAGAUGCCGCCGAGGACGAGACAAGGACCCUGUCUCUCUCACACACCCAAUUAGCUAAAUUAUAUACAAGCAAAUUAAUUAAUGAUUAACAAAUUAAUUAACAAUGGACUAAAGCUAAAUAAUCGAAUUGUUAAACAGACACAGAUGCAGACAAACACCGCCACACAUUCACUCACAGAUACACACCACCACUCACACACACACACACACACACACAAGAGCGAAAGCGAUAGUGAAAUAACGAAAUCGAAAACUUAACGUUAACAAAUGCGAGUUAGUUAGUGCCAGCGUUUCUUUUUCAAAAGACAUUUACUUUAAAGUGUUUAGCGCAGCUUUUUAACGCAAGCAGCCCCCCCUACACCCUUCACCCUAAACUCCUACCCCUAACUCUUUAAAUCUAUCGUAUCUAUCUACGAAAUACUAACAAACUAGAAAGAAGGAAACACGACAAUGGCUUCCCAACCACUUAAUAACUAUCUACCUAACGUUUGGGUUUUAACUACAAGCAUAAGAAACCAGCAAAAGUAUGUAUCUACAAAAUAUAUAUGAUUAUCUCGGCACAAGGCACCCUAUCUAUAUACGGUACGAUACGAUACGAUACGAUACGAUAAAGGAAAGCAGCAUCCAACCAAGCCACGAUCAGUGCUAAAGUUUUGUGUUGAGCUUCUUCGGUUCGAUCGAUCGAUCGAUCGAUAUCGAUCGGGCAGAAGCCUUUCAUUUGCGUGCUGUACUAAGAUUUCUCCUAAAAGCUUUAUCCAGAGCCUAUCUAAACUCUAUCUAGUUUACGACUUAUAUACAUAAUACUUAUAUACCCACUCACACGCACACUUACAUGGCAUACUAUAUAUUGACCUGUAUUGAUUAAGUGAUAAUUUGCGUACUUAUUGAACAAGCAAGCGAACAAAUCGAAAAACUCUCAAAGUAAGCUACAAUUAUACUCGAAUACUUCAAAACAAAAUCGAAUCGAAGCGAAGCGAAGCGAAUGUAGGGCAUACUUUAAACAUUUUGCUAAAGCAUUUGCCGUGCAUGCAGACCAGAGCAUUAUGUUUAUCGAUUCCAGUCCGAUGCUAAUUCUAAUUCUAGUUAUGAUUAUGAUUCUAGUUCUGAUCCCGUUUCUAGUCCUAAUUCCUAUUCUGAUUCAUGUUGGCGUGUUUAGCAGGAGCAGAGUUUAAAUUUAACUUUAAAUUGAAGCCAUAUUUAUUAUAGACUAUUUCAAAUCCAAAAACAAAAACUAAGCCUACAAAAAUCCAAAAAAAAAAAACUAAUUUCAUAUACUUUUUGCUUAAUGAAGUCCCCCAAGUACAUAUAUAUGAGCAUAUUAACGUAUUUAUAUAUAAACGACAUAUAAGACGAUAUUUAACGAAAUAUGAAACCAAAUCAACUUGCUCUCUUUAUUUAGAAAGUACGUAACAUUUUUCUAAACUAAAACCCUAAACUCGUAAUACCAAGUGGCCGCAAAAACCGAAGAAAUGCAAAUGCAAAUGCAAAUGGAAAAGAAACCCAAAUAAUUUAACAUAAAACGCAUACAUAUAUACACCUAAAUA